This is a messenger RNA of Prorocentrum cordatum, 168 nucleotides long. The record is from the annotation of a GenBank genome assembly. Lineage: Eukaryota; Dinophyceae; Prorocentrales; Prorocentraceae.
AUGGUGGCCGCGAGCCCCGAGGUCGCCCGGUGCCUGCUGGCGAACAGGUGCAGCCCGAGCUUCGCGUCUGGCAAGGAGGGCCUGACCGCCCUCCACGUGGCCGCGAGGGCGGACCGCCCUGACCUUUGCAUGCUUUGGCUGCGCAGCCGUGCGGCGCCUGGCCGCUGA